Messenger RNA from Erythranthe guttata (spotted monkey flower), 2816 nucleotides. NCBI's taxonomy places the organism in Eukaryota, Viridiplantae, Streptophyta, Magnoliopsida, Lamiales, Phrymaceae. The record is from RefSeq and is a predicted model, not a curated record.
AUUCAGCAAUUCCCAAUUCUGACCCUUGAUUGCCAAAGCAAAAACCCAAAAACCUUUGUCCUCAAAAGAGAAUCUUCAAUCGUGGAAUCUCCGGACUCAGUCGCCACUCGCUAGGGUUUUAAAAUCAGCUUCAUUCGCACACAGACACACACACACACACUCUAAGUAAUCCCAAUUACAUUUUUCAUUAUUUGGGAAGAACAUCAAAAAAAAAAAAAAAAAAAAAUUGCAGAGCAAACAAGAUGGCGAGUCCCGCGGAUUUGUUUCUGAAGAUUGGCUUGGAUGAGAAUACUGCAAAAAACACCGUCGCUAAUAACAAGGUCACCGCUAAUCUCACCGCCGUCAUUCACGAGGCAGGUGUUGCUGAUGGGUGCGAUCGGACAGUUGGAAAUCUACUGUACACAGUUGCAACGAAAUUUCCCGCAAAUGCUCUUGUACAUCGACCUACACUGCUUAAAUAUAUUAUUUCAUCGAAGAUUAAAACUCCUGCUCAGUUGGAAGCUGCCUUUUCGUUUCUUUCCACAACUGCUUCUGACAAGUUGAACGUCGAUGAUUUUGAAGCUGCUUGUGGAAUUGGAGUUGAGAUCUCUCUGGAAGAUAUUAAAAAGGUUGUUAAUGAAAUUUUUGAAGAGAGUAAAGCUGUUAUUUUGGAGCAGCGGUACAGAAUGAAUGUUGGCGAAAUAUUUGGUCAGAUCAGAAAGAAACAGCCAUGGGCUGAUCCAAAGAUUGUCAAGCAAACUGUGGACGCUGAAUUAUAUUCUCUACUUGGUGAAAGAACAGCUGCAGACAACGAAAAGCCCACAAAAAAGAAAAAAGAGAAGCCUAAACCUGAGGAUAAAGCUAUCGUUGAAGAGGCAGCUCCAGUACCUGAAGAAGAAAUCAAUCCAUUUUCAAUAUUUCCUUCACCAGAACAGAACUUGAAGGUACAUACAGAAAUAUAUUUCAGUGACCGGCCUGUGCUUAGGGCUUCCAAUUCAAGGGAACUACUCAAUAAACAUUUGAAGGUCACUGACGGAAAAGUUUUGACACGUUUUCCACCUGAACCCAAUGGUUACCUGCAUAUAGGUCACGCAAAGGCUAUGUUUGUGAACUUUGGCCUAGCAAAAGAGAGAGGUGGAUGCUGCUAUCUGAGGUACGACGAUACUAAUCCAGAAGCGGAAAAAAAGGAAUAUAUUGAUCACAUUGAAGAAAUUGUUGGAUGGAUGGGGUGGGCACCCUUUAAGAUCACCUACACCAGUGAUUAUUUCCAAGAGCUCUAUGACCUAGCAGUAGAACUGAUACGACGAGGUCACGCUUAUGUUGAUCACCAGACACCGGAUGAAAUAAAGGCAUACAGGGAAGAAAAGAAGAACAGUCCUUGGAGAGAUAGACCAAUCGAAGAAUCUUUAAAGCUGUUUGAUGACAUGAAGCGGGGACUGGUUGAGGAAGGAAAGGCAACAUUAAGAAUGAAACAGGAUAUGCAGAGUGACAACUUCAAUAUGUAUGACCUAAUCGCUUAUCGUAUUAAGUUCACACCUCAUCCACAUGCAGGCGACAAAUGGUGCAUCUAUCCAAGUUAUGAUUAUGCUCAUUGCAUUGUUGAUUCUCUUGAAAACAUAACUCACUCGCUGUGCACACUUGAGUUUGAGACACGCCGUGCAUCAUACUACUGGCUAUUAGAUGCGCUGGGCCUUUACCAGCCUUACGUAUGGGAAUAUUCUCGAUUGAAUGUCAGUAACACGAUGAUGUCUAAGCGUAAGUUAAAUAUGUUGGUAACAGAUAAUUGGGUUGAUGGUUGGGACGACCCUCGCCUCAUGACCCUCGCUGGAUUGCGGCGUAGAGGUGUAACUGCAACUGCCAUAAACACUUUUGUUCGAGGGAUUGGAAUUACUAGAAGUGACUGUAGUCUGAUACAUCUAAACCGCCUAGAGUACCAUAUAAGAGAGGAGCUGAACAAGACAUCACCCCGGACCAUGGUUGUGUUAAAUCCACUAAAGGUUGUAAUUACAAAUAUGGAUGCCUCUGUAAUGGACCCCGAUGCAAAGAAGUGGCCCGAUGCUCCCGCAGAUGACCCCCCUCCAUUUUAUAAGGGGGGCGUCCCCUUCUCUAAGGUUGUGUACAUCGAACAAUCUGAUUUUCGGAUGAAAGAUUCUAAAGAUUACUACGGACUUGCUCCUGGGAAAUCUGUCCUACUGAGGUAUGCAUUUCCUAUUAAGUGCACAGAAGUGAUAUUAGGCGAUGAUGAAGAGACUAUUCUCGAGAUUCACGCUGAGUAUGACCCAUCGAAGAAAAGCAAACCAAAGGGGGUUCUGCACUGGGUUUCAGAAUCUUCGCCAGGUGUCGAUCCACUCAAAGUGGAAGUCAGAUUGUUCGACAAAUUAUUCAUUUCUGAGAAUCCUUCUGAACUUGGUAAAGAUUAUCUUGGUGAUUUAAAUCCACACUCUAAAGUUGUCGUAAAAGAUGCUUAUGCUUCAUCCUGUCUUAAGAACGCCGCAACUGGAGACGCGUUUCAGUUCGAACGACUAGGCUACUUUGUGGUUGAUAAGGACUCUUCGCCUGAAAAGCUUGUGUUUAAUCGGACUGUUACAUUGCGAGAUAGCUAUGGAAAGGUAGGCAAGUGAAGAAGUGGGAUAAUUACAGAUAUUUUUUUUUUUUAUGUUUACAUACAAAACAUGCUAUGAUUGAAAGUCUAGUCUGCUAGUGAGAGAGAAUAAGACAAAUGUUUUCAGAUUCUUGACUUUAUAAUAUACUAUGAAGCAAAUGUUGUUCACCUAUGUGAAUGCUUUUCGUGGCAAAGAUUUAUCCUGAGUGGAAGUUAAAUUUUGUUGCUUGAUAAU